UUAGACUAUUCAGAGCUAAACCCACUGAGUCAUUCAACCGUUAAUUAACUACAUGCAGCUACCCCCAAGCAAGGGAUAUUUGCACAAUUCCAUUUCCACCCCAUCCAACAUCAAUUCUCUAGUAAUGGCAGCAUCUCGUUACUGUAAGAAAAGUUAUGUGCAUGCUUCUUUUCAUGCAAUAACAUUAACACUCUUGCUUCUUGCAAUACCUCAUGCAGCUUCAUUAUCUUUCAACUAUCAGCAACUUGGUGACACGGGAAUCGCCCUCAAUUUUUCAGGAAAAGCCCGUCGUGACAAUGAUGUCAUCAACCUCACCAGGUCUGAGCCAGAUAGUUAUGGCAGAGUUACAUAUUACGAACUAUUGCAUCUUUGGGACAAGAACUCAGAAAAAGUUACAGACUUCACUACCCAUUUCUCCUUUACCAUCAACACCCCAAAUAAAACUCAUCAUGGAGAUGGCAUCACCUUCUUUCUGGCACACCCAGACUUCCCACAAUCUGACAUAGAUGGAAGUGGUAUCGGUCUAGCGAGCCGAGAACAACUGAAGAAUCUAAAUUUCGCAAAGGAUUAUCCAUUUGUAGCGGUGGAAUUCGAUACCUUUGUUAAUGACUGGGAUCCGAAAUAUGACCAUGUCGGUAUUGAUGUUAAUUCUAUUAACACUACUGACACUACAGAAUGGUUCACCAGCAUGGAUGAGAGAGGGUAUGAUGCUGAUGUUAGUUACGAUUCUGGUUCAAACAGAUUAAGUGUCACCUUCACUGGAUAUAAGGAUGAUAAAAAAAUUAAACAGCACUUAUUCUCUGUGGUCAAUCUGAGUGAUGUGUUACCUGAAUGGGUUGAAAUUGGUUUCUCUUCAGCAACAGGAGAUUUUUAUGAGGAACAUACUCUUAGCUCAUGGUCCUUCAACUCUAGUUUAGGCCCGAAACCGCAAAAGGGUGGAAGCAAAACAGGGCUGGUGAUAGGGCUGAGUGUUGGACUUGGAGCAGGCGUAUUAUUUGUUAUUUUGGGGGUAACUUUCCUCGUGAGAUGGAUACUGAGGAAUAGAGGUGUGGAGGAAGUCUCACUUUUUGAUCAUACUAUGGACAAUGAUUUCGAAAGAAUGUCUCUACCCAAGAAGUUUUCCUAUGAAGAACUUGCAAGAGCAACUAAUAACUUUGCGAGCGAAAACAAAAUCGGACAGGGAGGAUUUGGGGCAGUCUACAGGGGAUUUAUGCGAGAGUUGAAUGCCCAUGUUGCCAUUAAGAAGGUGUCUCGCGGAUCUAGACAAGGGGUAAAGGAGUAUGCAUCUGAAGUAAAGAUCAUUACUCAACUCAGGCAUAAAAAUUUGGUUCGACUCUUUGGGUGGUGCCAUGAGAACAAUGACCUGCUGCUGGUUUAUGAGUUCAUGGAAAAUGGAAGCUUGGAUUCUUAUCUAUUUAAAGGAAAGGGUCUGCUGACAUGGAAAGUGAGAUAUGAUAUUGCUAGAGGUCUGGCCUCAGCAUUAUUAUACCUGCAUGAAGAGUGGGAAGAAUGUGUGCUUCAUAGAGACAUAAAAUCCAGCAAUGUUAUGUUGGAUUCUAAUUUUAAUGCAAAGCUCGGAGAUUUUGGGUUAGCCAGACUAAUGGAUCAUGCAAUAGGAUCCAAAACAACUGGUUUAGCAGGAACAAUUGGAUAUUUGCCUCCUGAAGCUGCCACAAGAGGCAAGGCUAGUAGGGAGUCUGAUGUAUACAGCUUUGGAGUUGUUACUUUGGAGAUAGCCUGUGGUAGAAAGGUUAUUGAACCUAAUCUGAAUGAAGAACAGAUCUAUUUGGUGGAUUGGGUUUGGGAACACUAUGGUAUGGGUGCUCUCCUAAAAGCAUCUGAUGCAAGCUUAUAUGGACACUUUGAUGAGAAGGAAAUGGAAAGAUUAAUGAUAGUUGGCCUUUGGUGCACUCAUUCUGAUUUCCUUCUGAGGCCUACAAUUAGGCAAGCUGUUCAAGUGCUUAAUUUUGAAGCUCCACUGCCCAUUCUCACAUCUUUCAGCUCUAUGUCCUCUAGGACUCCUGCUUCUGCAAAUAACCAACACGUGUCCUCAAAUUCAAGCAGUAGCUUACUCACUGAAUCCUUACAAUCGAGCACAACUAUUGACCUCAUUUCUCCAGCAGCUGCAUAUUUACAUACGUACUAAGAUUGAUACUUAUAGGGGUAUUUUCUUCAAUUUGGUGUUUUUUUCUUGAAUUGAAAUUCUACAUCUGUGUCGCACAUUAUCUUUAGCUUUUGCAAUAUUUUCUGGUCCAAUGUGUUGUCUUUCUGCAUUUUCAAGUUAAAAACUCGCCUUGCCAUUAUGUAAUAUUAUCAAAAGAAGCUUGAACUGAAAUUCUACAUGAGUGCCA
Glycine soja is the source of this 2351-nucleotide messenger RNA. Its product is annotated as L-type lectin-domain containing receptor kinase IX.1-like. The record is from RefSeq and is a predicted model, not a curated record. Gene Ontology annotation, cellular component: plasma membrane. Gene Ontology annotation, molecular function: protein kinase activity; carbohydrate binding; ATP binding. The transcript has a single exon. Gene Ontology annotation, biological process: protein phosphorylation. Bases 53 to 2146 code for a protein of 697 amino acids. NCBI's taxonomy places the organism in Eukaryota, Viridiplantae, Streptophyta, Magnoliopsida, Fabales, Fabaceae.